AUGUUGUCGAGGACCCUUAGAAACUUUGCUUCUAGUCAGGCAUCAUACACACCAAAGUUCUUUAGCCAAGAACAAAUAGACUUCUAUAACAGAGAAGGCUUCGUGGUGGCCAAAAACGUCCUACCGAGGCUAGUUACAGAUAACCUACAGAAUUGGGCAAAGCAAAUGGAAGAUCUCCCAGAGACUCCAGGAAAAUGGAUGAAAUACUUCGAAAUCAGCAAAAACCAGAGACUUUUGUGCCGUGUCGAAAACUUCCUUCCAUUCUUCCAAGAGCUUACUCCUUCGAGAAAUAACCAUUGGAAAAAGUCCUGCUUUUUUGAAAAAUUAUGGGCGAGAAUAAAUUUUAAAAGCAAAACUUAAUCCAAUAGCAUAGGGGAAGCUAGGGAAAUUUCCUAUGGUAUGAUCACCGAUAUGAGUUCUGACUUGUUUGGUGAACAAGCAGUUAUCUACAAAGAGAAGAUAAACUUUAAGUUUCCUCAAGGCAACGGUUUUGCUGCCCACCAAGAUCAGCCAGCCUUUGUUAGCUUCGGGGUGAAGAAACUCUUGACAGUUUUACUCCCUAUUGAUGCAAACACAAGGCAGUCUGGAGGUCUUGAUUUCGUAAGACAACAUCAUAUCCCUAAAGAAAUUCUUCCUCAGAAUUCUGAUGGGUCAAUUCGUACUGAUAUUGAAGCAAAGCUAAACUGGAUACCACUUGACGCUUCAGCUGGUGAUUGCGUCUUUUUCGACAGUUAUGCUCCUCACAGAAGUGAUGUAAACACAAGUACAUUUACUAGGAGAAACUUAUAUCUGACCUAUAAUCCACUAUCACAAGGAUCAUGGAGAGAUAAUUAUUACGAAGAAAAAAGAAGAUUAUUCCCACCAGAGUGUGAAAGAGAUCCUACUAACUCCCACCCCCCUCCGUGAGUGAACAAAACCAUUAGAAAAAUCGCUAUUUUUUGCCCAAAACCCACCCUCCGUGAGUGAACAAAAAUUUUUUAAUAGAAAAAUUUUUUAUGGAAAAAAGUUUUAAUAUAUAAAUGAUAAUUAGUAUAAUGAAAUAUAGAGCUAAUUCUGUUUAAUUUUAAACAAAAUUGCUUUUUAAAACAUAAAUUUUGCAAAACUGAAUUAAUAUUUGCUUUCCAAUUUUUGCGAAUUAGGAUUUUUUUUAAAUUUCGAAAAAAAAAUAUUUUUAUAAAAUUUAUAUAUAAAUUUUUUUUAAAAAAAAAAAUUAACCCCCCUCCGUGAGUGAACAAAAUUUUUUUGUUUCACUCACGGAGGGGGGGAGUAAGGAUUAUAGUGAAGGUGCUAAAGUGUUUAAUGUGGCAAACCCUAUUAAGUAA
Molecule: messenger RNA, 1322 nt
Organism: Blepharisma stoltei
Lineage: Eukaryota; Ciliophora; Heterotrichea; Heterotrichida; Blepharismidae
Source: the annotation of a GenBank genome assembly